GUGACGCCUGCCAGCCUCACACCCACACUCUCUCCUAGUCAGUCAGCGAGUGAGUGACCUCAAGAUCAUACUCAACACCACAUCAAUCGCUCUUAGCUCCAACACAUCUCCAACUGCUUGGGUCCUGCCUAAAGCAACCACAUCGGCCAGCGUAGCAGUGCAAGUUGACUCUCCACAGGUGACCCCGCAUCGAAAGCAAGCGCAAGAUGGCUUCCAGAAAGAAGGUCCUUCUUAAGGUCAUCAUCCUUGGCGACUCUGGUGUCGGCAAGACCUCUCUUAUGAACCAAUAUGUCAACAAGCGUUUCUCAUCAGCGUACAAAGCCACCAUCGGGGCCGACUUCCUCACUCGGGAGGUCAUGGUCGAUGACAGGCUCGUCACAAUGCAACUCUGGGACACAGCCGGCCAAGAGCGUUUCCAAUCUUUAGGCGUUGCCUUUUACCGCGGCGCCGACUGCUGUGUGCUGGUGUACGACGUCAAUUCGAGCAAAUCAUUCGAGACCCUCGAUUCGUGGCGCGACGAGUUCCUCAUCCAGGCCAGCCCGCACGACGUGGAGAACUUCCCGUUCGUCGUGCUAGGGAAUAAGAUCGACUGCGAGGAGAGCAAGAGGAUGGUCUCGCAAAAGCGAGCGAUGACGUGGUGCCAGUCAAAAGGAAACAUCCCAUACUUUGAAACGUCAGCAAAGGAGGCCAUUAAUGUCGAGCAAGCUUUCCAGACCAUUGCUAAGAACGCGCUGCAACAGGAGGCAGAGGCAGAGCUAUACGCCGACUACCCGGAUCCGAUCAGGAUUGACAGCGACAACACGCAGGCCGGCUGCAAUUGCUAAUAAGUUGCACGUUCUCGACCGAUUCUUCUCUCGCCAUUCGCAUCAGCUCUUGCCCAUCUGCAAGUUCCACACGCCACGCAUACCUCGUCGCGCCUGUCCGCCAUGACUCAUUCCAUCACCGCCCGUACGUCUUCACGCUACCGCUGCACGCAGCAUGCAACCCUUAUCGGUCGGGUACCUCUCGUGGUUGAUGUGAAUGAUGCUCUUCAAGCUUAAUCAAUGAAUGAUAAAUGCAAUUUUU
Messenger RNA from Tilletiaria anomala UBC 951, 1065 nucleotides. RefSeq lists its product as uncharacterized. The record is from RefSeq and is a predicted model, not a curated record. The transcript has 6 exons. Bases 207 to 824 code for a protein of 205 amino acids. Lineage: Eukaryota; Fungi; Basidiomycota; Exobasidiomycetes; Georgefischeriales; Tilletiariaceae. Gene Ontology annotation, molecular function: GTP binding; GTPase activity. Gene Ontology annotation, cellular component: vacuole; late endosome; phagocytic vesicle. Gene Ontology annotation, biological process: regulation of vacuole fusion, non-autophagic.